Molecule: messenger RNA, 1764 nt
Organism: Leptonychotes weddellii (Weddell seal)
Lineage: Eukaryota; Metazoa; Chordata; Mammalia; Carnivora; Phocidae
Gene: FZD10
Product: frizzled class receptor 10
Biological process (GO): canonical Wnt signaling pathway; non-canonical Wnt signaling pathway
Cellular component (GO): membrane
Molecular function (GO): transmembrane signaling receptor activity; Wnt-protein binding
Source: RefSeq, a predicted model, not a curated record
CUCCGACGCCAGCAUGCCGCGUCCGGGCCCCCGCCUGUGGCUGGUCCUGCAGGUGAUGGGUUCGUGCGCCGCCAUCAGCUCCAUGGACAUGGAGCGUCCGGGCGACGGCAAGUGCCAACCCAUCGAGAUCCCGAUGUGCAAGGACAUCGGCUACAACAUGACCCGCAUGCCCAACCUGAUGGGCCACGAGAACCAGCGCGAGGCCGCCAUCCAGCUGCACGAGUUCGCGCCGCUGGUGGAGUACGGCUGCCACGGCCACCUCCGCUUCUUCCUGUGCUCGCUGUACGCGCCCAUGUGCACCGAGCAAGUCUCCACCCCCAUCCCCGCCUGCCGGGUCAUGUGCGAGCAGGCCCGGCUCAAGUGCUCCCCGAUCAUGGAGCAGUUCAACUUCAAGUGGCCCGACUCGCUGGACUGCAGCAAGCUCCCCAACAAGAACGACCCCAACUACCUGUGCAUGGAGGCGCCCAACAACGGCUCGGACGAGCCCUCCCGGGGCUCGGGCCUGUUCCCGCCGCUCUUCCGGCCGCAGCGGCCGCACGGCGCGCAGGAGCACUCGCUCAGGGACGCGGGCCCGGGGCGCGCCAGCUGCGACAACCCGGGCAAGUUCCACCACGUGGAGAAGAGCGCGGCGUGCGCGCCGCUGUGCACGCCCGGCGUGGACGUGUACUGGAGCCGCGGCGACAAGCGCUUCGCGGUGGUCUGGCUGGCCGUGUGGGCUGUGCUGUGCUUCUUCUCCAGCGCCUUCACCGUGCUCACCUUCCUCAUCGACCCGGCGCGCUUCAGGUACCCCGAGCGCCCCAUCAUCUUCCUCUCCAUGUGCUACUGCGUCUACUCGGUGGGCUUCAUCAUCCGCCUCUUUGCCGGCGCCGAGAGCAUCGCGUGCGACCGGGACAGCGGGCAGCUCUAUGUCAUCCAGGAGGGGCUGGAGAGCACGGGCUGCACCCUCGUCUUCCUCGUCCUCUACUACUUCGGGAUGGCCAGCUCGCUCUGGUGGGUGAUUCUCACGCUCACCUGGUUCCUGGCUGCCGGCAAGAAGUGGGGCCACGAGGCCAUCGAGGCCAACAGCAGCUACUUCCACCUGGCGGCCUGGGCCAUCCCGGCCGUGAAGACCAUCCUGAUCCUGGUGAUGCGCAGGGUGGCGGGCGACGAGCUCACGGGCGUGUGCUAUGUGGGCAGCAUGGACGUGAACGCCCUCACCGGCUUCGUGCUCAUCCCGCUGACCUGCUACCUCGUCAUCGGCACUUCCUUCAUCCUCUCCGGCUUCGUGGCGCUCUUCCACAUCCGGAGGGUGAUGAAGACGGGCGGGGAGAACACCGACAAACUGGAGAAGCUCAUGGUGAGGAUCGGAGUCUUCUCUGUGCUCUACACGGUGCCGGCCACCUGUGUGAUCGCCUGCUACUUUUACGAGCGCCUCAACAUGGAGUACUGGAAAAUCCUAGCCACUCAGCACAAGUGCAAAAUGAACAACCAGACCAAAACUCUGGACUGCCUGAUGGCCGCGUCCAUCCCGGCCGUGGAGAUCUUCAUGGUGAAGAUCUUCAUGCUGCUGGUGGUGGGCAUCACCAGCGGGAUGUGGAUCUGGACGUCCAAAACCCUGCAGUCCUGGCAGAACGUUUGCAGCCGCAGGUUCAAGAGGAAGAGCAGGAGGAAACCCGCCAGUGUGAUCACCAACAGUGGGAUUUACAAAAAAGCCCAGCAUCCCCAAAAAACCCAUCUUGGAAAAUAUGAAAUCCCUGCCCAGUCUCCCACCUGUGUGUGAACUGC